UACUAGUACCACAAACGUGCCCAGAAACAACCAUCCGUGCUGGCGACUUUGAUCCGAACCUCCCUCUCCGUUUCGCCAUGUUUGCACACAUGAGAUGAGACGCUCCCUUUGCUGCCGACACUGCAUACCUGUACGGCACACACAACACACACAACACCAGCCGCCCCCAUCCCCCCAAUCCCCUUCAUCGACGGUACAUACGGCAGCAGCGUCUGCCCUGCUUGCCCGCGUUUGGGGCUGAGCUUCCCUCCACUCGUCUGAUGUUCCAAAAGUCUAGACAAUCGUCAAGUCCGCCCUCAAGAGUCGACAUACGUCGCUGGCCACGCAAGCCACCUCAUGGUGCGUCUCCAAACCCACGGCGCGGAUGCCCCAUGUCCCGGUCUCUCGAGGACGGGUUGCUGGGUCUCGGCCGUGUCUCCGUGUCUCCGUGUUGUCGUCGUCGUCGUCGUCGUCGUCGUCUUGAACAUUUGACACCAUUCAAGCGGACUGUCGACCAACCGCACAUCUAGUCAACUGAUGCGAGUGGGACACCAUCAAUUUCUUGGCCGAGUUGCCCCCCUCCCCCCGGUACACUCGGCCGUUCAGUUGCUCUUGUGCACCGAGUCAUACCGGGGCGAACGACAGUCGAUCAGCAUCAUUGGCCGUCCACAAGGGGUGGGUUGCCUAUGAUGACCUGCCGCGAUCCGAAGUUUGUUGUCGCACAACGGACGAUGAAGCACGGUUCCGCUGCCGAUUGUCAUUUCGUUUUUCGUCCACGCUCAGCAGCACCGCAACCCGGUCAAUGCCUCGGCCGCCCGCAGGUUGCCGUCUACUCGCAAAGCCACUCACGAGGCCAUGUCCAGGUCAAUGGCAGGCACCUUUUCCUCAGACAAACACAUAUUGUGGUAGAAAUUCGUCGGAAGGCAACCCCGUACGAACGAACACUACAUACACUACCUGAAGCAGUUCAUCGCUCGCUACAAGACAAGGCUGGCCUUGAUCUUUCCAAUGAUUGUCGACCCGGGGCCCCUCCAGGCUUUCACCAUGCCAAGUGGAUCUCGUUCUCGGCUCCCCGCUCGACUCGACUGUUUGAUACCCGUCCGUCCCAGGGUUGCGGAACCUGUCUUUGACCGGUAUAACACCCGUUGGCCCGUCCUGAAAAUUCCUUGGGUCUCGCGUGCCGAGACGUGCCACUCGCGGAAGGCCCCCCCCGCCUGACCGAGCGGCCAUGCAUAGUGCGCAUCAAGUAUGCAGCAGUUUUUCGUCCUGCGCCGUUCCGCCCUCCAAGCGGAGAUGGGUCUGGCAAAAGCUUGCCUGCGAGCCUGAGCGUGCGUGUGUAAUGCCAGCGGGUCUACUCCAUGCGGUGAUGGACAAAUAGCCAUAACACCCCUUCAUCUAUUAUUGCCACAAGGUCAAAUGAAUCGGCUGGCAUUGAAUACAUGCUUAAUCUAUUUCCUGCCUGUUCUCUACGGGCCGACCAUGUCGGUGGCUUACGCACGGGUCUAAGGUCAAACCGUGAUCGAGAAAUCUCGUCUCGGUUCGAUCGAGCGUCAUAGUAUCAGGUUCAUAAUCCACGAUGUACAUCCACCGCCACUCUCUCUCUCACACACACACGGCUCAAUGACACCGGCAGGCAAAGAUUCGUCUGGCAAACAGGGCGCCGCGCUACCAUCGAGAAAGAGAGAGAGAGAGACGGCUAUCAAGCAUUUUUGCAAAAGUCCGCGUCCUCCAAGCUGGUGAGCCUGUCCUCCCAACGAGCCCUGCGGGAGGGCGGCAAAGACUUAGACGGCCGAUGAUGGCCGUGACCAGUCACGACGCCGCAUCGCAUGGACUUGCCGGAUCCAGCAGUGGAUCGUCGUUCCCUUCCCCUCUUUCAU
This is a messenger RNA of Colletotrichum destructivum, 1856 nucleotides long. RefSeq lists its product as uncharacterized. The coding region runs from base 261 to 509 and encodes 82 amino acids. The transcript has a single exon. The record is from RefSeq and is a predicted model, not a curated record. NCBI's taxonomy places the organism in Eukaryota, Fungi, Ascomycota, Sordariomycetes, Glomerellales, Glomerellaceae.